AUGCACCGAGAGCGAUUUGUAACGAUGGCGAUUUUCGUAAUGCUUGCUAGUGUAGCCCAGCAAGUGAUGUGCUAUGACGAGAAAUAUGACAAGAUGGAAGUGGACAAGAUAAUUGCGAAUGACGAAUUGUUUAAUAGUUACCUUAAUUGCUGGCUGGACAAGGGACCCUGCGACAAGGAGAACGCCGCUGAAAUGAAAACAUUAAUGCCAGAAGUCAUAUCUACAGCUUGCGGAAAGUGCACGCCUGUGCAAAAGAAGAACAUAAAAAAGUUGAUACAAGGUCUCACUACGAAACAAAGAGCGCAUCAAUUGAAAGAACUGAUGUUGAAAUACGACCCGAAACGAGAAUAUUUCGCAAACUUCGCAAAAUUUUUGCUAGGCCCUGAAUAAGUGAUCAAAGGCAUUUCCCGACUGGGCCGUAACUAGGGAGUUGCUCAACUUCAAAGUACCAUUGCUUUAGCUUAAAACGGAGCGGCAGACUGCGAAGGGUAAAACGCCCCUGCUUUUGCCCUACUUGUACAUAAUUACCGCUGCCUUCUGCUUCUGCUGCUGUAUCUUAAAUGCAACUCUGGUUAUAGCCCUACUUUCCCAAUUUUCUUUUCUUUUUUAUUACCUUUGUUUUUGUAAUAUGUAAUUUUAUAUUUUUUAUUUAUAUCAUUAUUAAUGAAAUUUAAAAUUAUAUUUCAAAGGCACUGUGCUUUUUACCACUAACCAGUACAAUGUAAUAAUAUUUUUAUUAGUAGGUUAUUGUUACCUGCGUGUAUGUAAAAAAAUAAAAAUACUAAAACCGUUCAUGUUUUUUUAAUUAUUUCCUGUACAUAUUGGAAGCUGUUUUGAAAAAUAGGGUUUUAAUUAAUAAUAACGUAAAUC
Chilo suppressalis (striped riceborer) is the source of this 870-nucleotide messenger RNA. NCBI's taxonomy places the organism in Eukaryota, Metazoa, Arthropoda, Insecta, Lepidoptera, Crambidae. The record is from the annotation of a GenBank genome assembly.